Messenger RNA from Oryza brachyantha (malo sina), 1665 nucleotides. Its product is annotated as B-box zinc finger protein 22-like. Gene Ontology annotation, molecular function: zinc ion binding. Gene Ontology annotation, biological process: regulation of DNA-templated transcription; photomorphogenesis. Gene Ontology annotation, cellular component: nucleus. The record is from RefSeq and is a predicted model, not a curated record. The transcript has 3 exons. The coding region runs from base 275 to 1375 and encodes 366 amino acids. Lineage: Eukaryota; Viridiplantae; Streptophyta; Magnoliopsida; Poales; Poaceae.
CCACACCUGCUAAUCACGCAAUUAAACUAAUCACACUCGCCUCGCUACUCGCUAACCACCACCCACGCUCAACAACAACAAAAAGAAAAGGAUUAAAAAAAGCAGUGGGGAUUUUGGGAAGCAGAGAGAGAGACGACGACGAACACAGUGAAAAGAUAGAGAGGAAAGGGGGCGAUCCAAUCGCGUCGCGGCUGCUCCGAGUUGGGAGGGAGAGAGAGGAGAGGAGAGGGGAGGCGGGGUUAAAACCCUAGUUGCUGGCCGGGUGGAUUGGGAGAUGAAGAUCCAGUGCAACGCGUGCGGGGCGGCGGAGGCGCGGGUGCUGUGCUGCGCCGACGAGGCGGCGCUCUGCACGGCGUGCGACGAGGAGGUGCACGCCGCCAACAAGCUCGCCGGGAAGCACCAGCGGGUGCCGCUGCUCUCCGACGGCGGCGCGGCGGCGGCCGCGGCCGCCGCGCCGCCCGUGCCCAAGUGCGACAUCUGCCAGGAGGCUUCUGGAUAUUUCUUCUGCCUGGAGGACCGUGCACUUCUUUGCAGAGAUUGUGAUGUUUCUAUACACACAGUAAACUCCUUUGUUUCGGUACAUCAAAGAUUCCUACUAACAGGUGUUCAAGUUGGCCUUGAUCCUGCUGAUCCAGUCCCACCUAAUGCUGAGAAGCAUGUUAAUACUGCUGAUGGAUCAGUGGAUUCUCCAACUAAACAUCUGCAAAGGAAUCCUACAGCCUUAUUAUCUGGUGAAAGCAGUGUAUCCUUGGCCAGCCAAAAUGCAAUCAAUGGAGAUUAUUCUAAGCAGAGUUCUGUUACAAAUACCAGGACAGGAGCAGUUAAUUGGACUAUGAGCAACAACACAAUUAGAUCAAUAGACACUCCACCCAAGUACUCAUCAGAGGAAAGUCCAGCACUUGUUUUAGCUGGCCAAACCAACACCAUGGCAGCAUACUCUAAUCAAAUCAGCAAAGAUAGUGAUCGGGUCUACAACUUACCAUUCACAGGUGGUAAUGGGUCAGACUGUCUACAUGAUUGGCAUGUUGAUGACUUCUUCAAUAACUCAGAAUUCGGCUUUGCUGAUCAUAGUUCUUCUAAGGUUGACAGUGGCAAGCAAGGGAGUGCUGGGGGAUCUCCACAGUGCCGCCUGGCUGAAGGCCUGUUUGCGGAAGGACUGCUAGGUGACGAAUUCCUUACCCGAGUGCCUGACAAUCCAUGGACAGUGCCCGAGGUGCCCUCACCACCAACAGCCUCUGGUCUCUAUUGGCAAAAUAAUUUGCUCUGCCCUUCGUAUGACAGCACCAUGUUCGUCCCUGAGAUUUCCUCCCUGGAGAACUCUCGGAACAACUUCACUGUAUCUGCUGGUCUGAAGCGCCGAAGGAGACAGUUUUGAUUCGCUGGUAGAAUCAUACCUUUCGGUUCAGCUGGCAGGUCAUGUUGAAAGGAGGGCUUCUUGCCUGCCUGACCAAAGCCAACAAAGCACACGGCUGGAUAAUCAUCCAGUGAUCAAGUCUAAAAAUAUGUUGUACUGUUUCGUGUUUUGUUUGUAUACGUUGUUGCUGAAGAUUUGAGGCGAGUGGAUUGUUGUGAGAUCUGGGAUGACAGAUUUGUUGUUACCAAAUUUUGUGAAUAGUGAAAUAAAAAGAGCCUGGAAAGAUCAUAUAAUUCACGAGUCGGCUGUUA